Ascochyta rabiei is the source of this 825-nucleotide messenger RNA. RefSeq lists its product as uncharacterized. Lineage: Eukaryota; Fungi; Ascomycota; Dothideomycetes; Pleosporales; Didymellaceae. The record is from RefSeq and is a predicted model, not a curated record. The coding region runs from base 1 to 825 and encodes 274 amino acids. The transcript has a single exon.
AUGGCCGCGACAGAGCCUGUUAGCCCAUAUGCCAACUCUCAAGUCCCCAUUACUGCUGGUGAAGGCACCGACAGCAUCUACACAGCGGACGUUCGGAUGAGCGGCGACGAAACCAGACAACACGUCGGCCAGAUCAGCGGGCAACGAAUGUGGGACGUUGUUCACAAGCGCUUGCUCGAGAUCUGUCCCUACGAGCGUGGCCCUAUUGGCUGCUACGAGGAUAUGCCAGGCGCAGGUCUUCCUGAGAAGGAUGGCAAGAUGAAGCAGAGCUAUUACAGCGAAUGCGUCAUCAGUAAGGUUCCGUACAAGACCAAGAAAGGGGAGUAUGCAUCAAAUGCCAGACUCACUGUCAAAGCACGAGCGACCUUCCGCGACGCAAAGUACCCAGGCCUGGGUGCAGCAACGGUGAGUAGAGCUAUGACAGGAUCAUCUUUACUUACUGACACUCCCACAGAUGAGAUGGCUGCGGGUGUAUACGCACAGGUGACCGAGAACAAGGCCAACUGCUACAACUUAGCCUUUAACGAACCUUCCAGGCCCUAUGAGUUCUGCAACGUCCCUAGGUACGUGUUAGUGGCACUGCCUACAAAAGGGCCUGUCACCGACUCGUGGUUGAGUAUCGAGGUCGUGUUUAGCGGCCUGGCAGACCAAGGCACGCUCGACUGCCCAGGGUCGAAGUCCGGCGUCACUGACUUCUGGGAGACUGCUGUCCGUCCAGAUAUCGCAAAGCUCAUGGUUCAUCCGGAGGGUCAAUGGGAUACGCGAACAGCUUGUGAGGAUAACAAGGACUGCUUCGACGUCGAGAAGUGGCGCGAUUGUAAUUGA